UGCAAAAUAACUUGUCUCAUGUAUUGUAAAUAUGUUAUGCUUGACAAAUAUUCAAUAAAACGUCUGUCUAAAAACAUGAUGUCAAUAUAUUGUUCCAAAAUUUUUAUCUUUAUCAUGUAAUGCGUAUUACGUUGUGAUAGUUAAUUACUUAAUACAUGUUAUUCAAUGAAGAAAAUCACGAAUUCUGUAGCAACUUUGCAAUGGAAUCCAAUGAAAUAUCUAUCUGGACAUUACACAGAAAAUGUAGGAGUUGUAGUCUUAAACCGACCCAUCAGGGCUCGACCAGAUGAUAUCAUUAAUCUGUGGAAAAAUGCUGUUAUUCGAGUUACGGUGGACGGGGGCACAGAUAGGUGGCUAAGCUUUGCAAAACAAAACAAUUAUGAUUACAAAUCGUUACCACCUGAAAUGAUUACAGGUGAUAUGGAUUCAAUACAACCACAAACUAAAGAACUGUUUAUGAAUUUAGGUAGUGAAGUAAUCGAUACACCGGACCAAAAUGAAACAGACUUCACAAAAGCAUUGAAAGAACUUACGCUUCGAGCUGAAUCCCUUUCAAUCAAGAUGGAUGCUAUUGUAGCAAUUGUAGAGACUUCUGGUAGAAUGGAUCAAAUAAUGUCGAAUAUCAAUACUCUUUUCAAGGCAACCAAACUUUUACCAAAAACGAAUAUAUUUAUUUUAUCAAGCGCUUCAAUUAGUUGGCUUUUACAACCAGGACAUCAUGAAAUACACAUUCCAGAAAAACUAAUUGCAGAUAGAGCUUGGUGCGCCUUGAUGCCUGUAGGAAAUAAAUGUCAAUCUGUUACGACAACUGGCUUAAGAUGGAAUUUAAAGGGAGUUUCAAUGGAAUUUGGGGCAAUGGUCAGUACAUCAAACACAUAUGACGGUUCACCGACAGUGACAAUCAACAACAGUGAUCCUAUAUUAUGGUCUAUGAGUAUGAAAAAUUAUAAAAGUUGAUAAUAUUUUUAUUUGGUAUAAAUUUGACAUGCAUCACAUCACUAAUGAGCCAAAAUUUAUUUUUGGAAUAAUUAAAAUAGUUAUUGAUAUCAGGGUUUAUAACAGAUUUAUAAAAUAUGAAUAUGUCUAUAAAUACCUUCAUUC
Molecule: messenger RNA, 1101 nt
Organism: Ctenocephalides felis (cat flea)
Lineage: Eukaryota; Metazoa; Arthropoda; Insecta; Siphonaptera; Pulicidae
Product: thiamin pyrophosphokinase 1-like
Exons: 6
Coding region: 166-957 (263 amino acids)
Biological process (GO): thiamine diphosphate biosynthetic process; thiamine metabolic process
Molecular function (GO): ATP binding; thiamine binding; thiamine diphosphokinase activity
Source: RefSeq, a predicted model, not a curated record